Saccostrea cuccullata (small rock oyster) is the source of this 581-nucleotide messenger RNA. RefSeq names its product GLIPR1-like protein 1. The coding region runs from base 1 to 507 and encodes 168 amino acids. The transcript has 5 exons. NCBI's taxonomy places the organism in Eukaryota, Metazoa, Mollusca, Bivalvia, Ostreida, Ostreidae. The record is from RefSeq and is a predicted model, not a curated record.
AUGAAGAAAUUGAUCUGGAGCGACGAACUGGCAAAAAUAGCCCAGAAAUGGGCAGAUGGUUGCAGUUUGAAACACAACUCAUUAAGAUCUCAACAAUCUGCUACAUUCCAUUAUGUAGGAGAAAACAUUCAGUGGUCCACACGAGCCCACACGGAAGAGUACCCAGUUGACCGUUGGUUUGCAGAACAUGUGAAUUACAGUUACGGAAACAACACAUGCUUAAAGGGACACUGUGGUCACUACACACAGGAAGUUUGGGCGACCACUGAAUAUGUAGGAUGUGCAACAUCUCACUGCCCUGACGGACAUUAUUUUAUCGUUUGCGACUAUGGGCCGGGAGGAAACUACCGAGGAGAAAUUCCUUACACCCACGGAGCACCCUGCAGCAAAUGUCCACACGGUUAUCAUUGCGAGAAUAAGCUGUGUACAAAAUCCUCCUCCUCCCACACCACCCACCCCCACACCACUCAUACCACCACCACGCAUAAACCACACCACCAUGGUUAGAUCAGCACCAACAAAAUCAGAAAGAUAUUCAUAUAUUUACCUGAAUUAAAUGACACUUUUUGAUAUAUUUCUUA